AUGUCUAGCCAAUAUCGCAUCGAGGCGUCACCCAACAACAGAGCUGGUUGCCAGGAUAAGGUCUGCAAGGACUCUGGCCGUAAGCUCAUGAAGGGCGAGCUGCGUUUCGGCGUCUAUGUCACUCUCCCUAACACUGGUGAUCAUGGUGGAUGGAAAUGGCGACACUGGGGUUGCAUCUCGGGCAAGACCCUCGCCAACGUGCAAGAAGCCCUGAGCAGCGGUGAUGGCUAUGAUUGGGAUCUGCUCGAUGGCUACGAUGAGAUGCCUGACGAUGCCACCAAGAAGAAGAUCCGGCGUGUCGUGACUCAAGGCCACAUCGACCCGGAAGACUUCAACGGCGACCCUGAGUACAAUGUCCCCGGCAAGGCCGCCAUCCGCGGACGUGCCAAGAAGGUAAAGCCCGAAGACGAAGGCGAGGGCGGUGCUGGCGAUGACUCCCCCGAAAAGCCUGCUCCUAAGAAGGCUAAGCGUGGCCGCAAGAAGGCUGAAGAGGAUGAGGACGAGGAAGAGGAAGCACAGCCGGCCAAGAAGAAGGCCAAGGGCGGUCGCAAGGCCAAGACGGCCGUCGAAGAGGAUGAGGACGAGGAAGAGAAACCCGCUCCUGUCAAGAAGCCUCGAGCCAAGAAGCAGGCAACGAAGGCCGUCGAAGAGGAUGAGGACGAGGAAGAGAAACCCGCUCCUGUCAAGAAGCCUCGAGCCAAGAAGCAGGCAACGAAGGCCGCCGAAGUGGAUGAGGACGAGGAGGAGAAACCUGCUCCUGUCAAGAAGCCUCGAGGCAAGAAGCAGGCAAAGAAGGAGCCAUCUCCUAUCAAGGAGGAGGAGGACGACGAGGCCGAGCAAGAGGAACCCGCUCCUGUCAAGAAGCCUCGAGGCAAGAAGCAGGCAAAGAAGGAGCCAUCUUCCAUUAACGAGGACGACGACGACAACGAAGACGAGGCUCCCAAGACGGCCAAAGCCAAGGGCGGCCGCAAGGCCAAGACUGCCGACGACAAGCCCGCCGCUCCUGAGGGUGUUCGACGAGGUCGUUCCAAGGUCACGGCUGAAGAUGAGGACUGA
This is a messenger RNA of Anthostomella pinea, 1056 nucleotides long. The record is from the annotation of a GenBank genome assembly. NCBI's taxonomy places the organism in Eukaryota, Fungi, Ascomycota, Sordariomycetes, Xylariales, Xylariaceae.